AUGGGGAUGGGUCGCCAACCUAAACUCAACCACAGCACUGACAAGGUUCGAGAGUCGCGGUAUGACCAGUUCAAUGAGGGCUUGGCGACCGGCGUAAACAACCGCUCUGAGCCCCUCGAGGAUUGGCACAGCGACUGCAGCUUGGUGGACGAGCUAGAUGCUCAACAAAUCAAGGAGUCCAUCGAAGACGGGUGGCAGUGCUCGCACUGGCCUGCGCUCAUAAGAUACAACGGUGAUCGUCCACCAAGCCUGGAUCGCAAAGACCACACGAAGAUCGACGGUCGUAUCAUCGUGAAGGACGUGCCGGCUCCGGUUCAGGAGAGCCCCAACGAUAUGUACUAUUCCAGGGUCUCGAAUAGUAACAAGUACUACUCGAUCGCUUCUUCCAGGCACUGCAUCACACUGUCGUUAAGGACCGCUCUGAGUCGAUCGGGGACCGCGCUGCUGAAGUACCACCGCGACCAACUGUCAAGUCUCGACCGUAAAUCCCGGCAGAAGGUGGAUGGCCGAUCAGUACUGGUAGACACACCAGCACCUUUCCCAGAAAACCCAUACGACAAUUACCACCCGGCCAAUCUUGACAGCUUGAAGUGCUGUUCAACAGCAGCCUUCCGUUAUUACAUUGGAAGGCAUAUCAAGAAGGCCAUCAUGGAUGAAGUGGAUGUAAAGAUCGUCGCCACACGCGUCCACAAGAUCCUUGCCAUUCCUCGUGGGGAAGCCCUGACUACCGCUGAUGACUUGGCUACCUACAACGAGCGGGAAGACAGAUACCAGCGUGAGUUUGCCGAGCACGUCGAAGCGGCCUCGGUGGCAAAGAGCGCGAAGGUGAAGGACUCCAAGACGGACUUAGCAAAGAUCGGAUCCAAGUUCGCAAAGCUGUCGGUGCUGUGUACGCACAUCGGCUUCUCCGGGCUCGACAAUAUGUCGACGGCGGCCAUCCGUGCGCAGCGGCGCGAGGUUCUCCCUCUUCUCACCGCGAGGAUGAAGACAGCUGGAGCCUUGAACCCAGAGGAUAUAGAUCGCCCGCUGGAUAGCGACGAAGAGGUUCUACGGCAAUUCUUGUGGGGCUCGCCCAGGAUAAAGUACUUGCUUUGGGAAAUCCAGCGGGUGAUCUUGGGUAACACCAAGGUCGCCAGCCACCGGAAGAUCUUCGCAACCUUCCAAUUCCCCAGAUCUGCUGAGAUGUUCCUGAAGCUUGUGGAGUUCCUUGGAAUUCGUGCGAAUAUCCGGGCCUUCAACGAAGAGGACAUGCCGCAAAUCCUCAUAACAACGUAUGCUCUCAACAUCGCUGACCAUGACGCUCAACAUCGUUGUGCUACCGUCGUGCAUGUUGAGCCGGCGUUCAAUUGGGCUACAGAGCAUCAGGCGGCCUCACGAGUCUAUCGUUUUGGACAAGAAGAAGAGGUCGAAAUUGUGCGCUUGUUCACCGAAGGAACUUACCAGGAGCUGCAUGAGGCGGGCAUGAUCAAGAAAGCCAACUCCAUGUUUGCCGCUUUUGGUGAGCUGCAAUCUGCAAGUGAGGGCCUCGAGGACCGGGAGAAGAUGACGACAGAGGAGAUCGCGAAAGGUGUAUUCGGCAUAGUCCGGGAUCGUGUGCGAGGCCGCGACGACAAAGACGUGCAAUCAGCCAAGGAGGAUGCUAUCACAAAGGCCAAAGGCAAGGGCAAGGGCAGAUCGGUAGAGUAG
This is a messenger RNA of Alternaria hordeiaustralica, 1686 nucleotides long. RefSeq lists its product as uncharacterized. Lineage: Eukaryota; Fungi; Ascomycota; Dothideomycetes; Pleosporales; Pleosporaceae. The transcript is spliced from 4 exons. The record is from RefSeq and is a predicted model, not a curated record. The coding region runs from base 1 to 1686 and encodes 561 amino acids.